UAUCAAAGAUUAAAUAAGCAUCUUUUGGUACUCUAUUAAAGCUAGUCAAGGAAUAUGGAGUCUUAUUUACUAGCGAUAUUAUCAAUGAAUAUUCCCGUUGCUAUGUUUCCUGUACUAUUCUUCUUGAACGCCAUUAUGAUAAUACCAGAAGUUUAGAUAGAGAGUAAGGUUUGAAGUGAACGCUUUCCUCUUUACCACCUUGUGAUUGCUGAUGAAGGGCAAUCGUUCACGUGAUUUGUCGGAGAUGCACGUCAAAACAUAAUAAGGGUUCAAACGUUGCAUAUUAUCUAGACCAAUAUAAAUGUAGUAUACAGCCUGCAGUUAAACUAAAACCUGAAACAAUUUUUUCAUUCAUUAAAUCUGUUGCGACGAUCGCAAUGAACAGAACACAAACCUGACGGAGAGUGGUCUCAGAUACUCUAGCCGAAUAUCCUCUCAUCGAAUAUCCGAAUGCCAAUACGCACAUGUCACUCGUGACAGAAGCUGCUUGUUGUCCCGUCAUCUUUGAGCUCUUGUUUUGCCACAUCAUUGUCGAGGCUCUGUAUAAAAGUUUUAAUCUAAUUUUAUCCCUUCCAAAACUAUCAUGCCUACUCACAGUCGGUAUCUACUGUCGGUACUUCCCGUUGAGUUUUCCAUGUGUUAUCAGUAGUGCGUACAGUGGGCUUACCCAACAGGAAGAAUUUUUGUAUCAUUUCCAAUGAUAAGACUGCCUGCAGAUGGUUAAUCUACAGUAGCAUUUCGUCGGGACCUAUAAAAGAGAAGCUUCUACGUUCUUUCUUCACUCAGUGUCGUCAGGAUGAAAACCUUCGUGCUACUAGUUGCUCUGUUCGCUGCGGCCAACGCCGACAUCGAUUGGUCCAAGGUGCGCCCGAUCGAGGAAUUCGAUCACUACUGGGCCCGUCUCCCGCAGGAGCUUCAAAUCUACCGUCAUGCCAUACCAUCGCAUCGUAUCGUCAACGGCCAGGAGGCUACUCCCGGUCAGUUCCCAUACCAGAUUGCCCUGUUGAGCAACUUCCCCACUGGAACUAGUCUGUGCGGAGGUUCCGUGCUCACCAACAACUACAUCCUGACUGCUGCCCAUUGUGUCAUCUCUGGCGCUACGACUCUGGCUCUCGGAGGUACUGCCAUCAUGGGUGCCCAUAACCGUAACGUUGUCGAGCCUACUCAGCAGCGUAUUGAUUUCACGACCGCCGGAAUCGUUGCCCACCCGGGUUACAAUCCAACCAACAUCCGCAACGACAUCGCCGUCGUCCUUCUGAACUCUCCGAUCAUCUUCACCGAUCGCAUCCAGCCUGCUCGUCUACCCGGUCGCUCGGAUACUCGUCAGUUCGGUGGAAUGACCGGAACCGUUUCUGGAUUCGGACGUACCACGGAUACUGGUGCCACCUCGCCUGUUGUGAUGUUCACCAGCAACCCGGUCAUGACCAACGCUGACUGUAUUGCCAGCUGGAACACUGCCCUUAUUCAGCCCCAGAACGUGUGCCUGAGCGCAGAAGGUGGUCGUUCAUCGUGCAACGGUGACUCCGGUGGCCCGCUUGCCGUCCAGGAUGGUGGAAGCCUCCAGAUUGGUGUUGUGUCGUUCGGAUCUGCUGCGGGUUGCUCGGUUGGCAUGCCAUCGGUGUACGCUCGCGUGUCCUUCUUCCUGGACUUCAUCGAGUCCAACUCCGACUUCACUGCUGCUGCUUAAGAUGUUCAAAAUACAAGCAUACGUUUCAUAAAAGGAUAAUCAUAUUUUGUACAUUAUUUGUUUUUUGUUAAACGUACAAUACAGUACAGUUUGUAGUAGUUAUCCUUUCGAAAUAAUGGUGACGUAUGGUCUUCUAUGAGGUGAUUAGUAGAUCUUUUAGCGUCGACUUCUUUGUUAGCGGAUUCUCUGUCCACCGUGGACAGAAGAGCUCAUGAGCAUGCACAACACGAAUGAUCCUUGAACACGUUAGUUUCAGAGAUGCUAGUCAUGCUAUCAUCUCUGACACUUUCACAAAGGUUUCUCUUGAGAAUUCGAUUAAUGAAAUAUAAAUUCUGAUGGAGUAAAUUGAGGUGAGACAUUGUUGAACGUGUAUGUGUGUGCACAUGAAUAAGGACAAUAUUUUCAUUUAUUAAGGUUCAUAUCUUUUUCAGUGGCACUACUUAUGUAAAAAGACUAUAUGUAAAGAUGUCAAUUAUAACACGGUGGUUACUACUUUAAUAUCAAAGAUUAAAUAAGCAUCUUUUGGUACUCUAUUAAAGCUAGU
Molecule: messenger RNA, 2231 nt
Organism: Anopheles funestus (African malaria mosquito)
Lineage: Eukaryota; Metazoa; Arthropoda; Insecta; Diptera; Culicidae
Product: brachyurin-like
Exons: 1
Coding region: 797-1687 (296 amino acids)
Biological process (GO): proteolysis
Molecular function (GO): serine-type endopeptidase activity
Source: RefSeq, a predicted model, not a curated record